AUGUCGACUCUAGCGGAGGAAUUGCUGCAGGACUUUGAGGACUCAGGGUCCGAAAAUGGGGAGGAGCAAAAUGACACCGGACUUGACCUCGAUGGGCCAGCUAUUGGUCCGCCGGCAAGCCACGAUGAUAACGACAUGGUGCUAGACGGCGAUGAAGAAGAGCCCGAUGAGGACGAAGAAAUGGGUGGCGUGAGCGCCGCCGAACCCGCGGAAGACGAAGAAGCCACCAAGGCCAAGGUCGAGAAGAUGCAGCUAGGCGGAGUUAAAGAUAUUCGUAAGGUUACAACUGUUAUGGACAGACUGGACCCUCUGCUUAAGGAUAUCGCACACUAUCAAUCGAAACCUCUCACGCUACACACUAUCAAUAUAGGUAACAUUGAGGACAACCCCGAGUACAAGAUCCUCACUGAAUCCAACACUCUCUCCACUCAGAUCGAUGGCGAGAUCAUGAAGGUCCAUAAGUUCAUCAGAGAUCAUUACUCCGCUCGAUUCCCCGAACUUGAAACGCUUGUUCAGAACCCGAUCGAGUAUGCUAAGGUUGUAGCCAUUCUGGGAAAUGGACCUAUGGAUUCGGAUAGCAUCAGAGCGCUUCAAGGCUCAGCUGACAAUCCUCUGGGCGAAUCGCUCAAGUCAGUUCUAGAUGGACCAUCGCUGAUGAUUGUCACCGUCGAAGCCACUACAACGAAAGGUCGUGAAAUAAGUCAGGAGGAGCUUGAACGCAUUCUGAAAGCUUGUCAUAUGAUGAUCAAGAUGGACAAGGCCAAGAAAACACUUACAGACUACGUCCAGUCGCGAAUGAAUAUAUUUGCUCCUAACCUCACAGCCCUAGUUGGAUCCUUGACUGCUGCGCAAUUAAUUAAUACGGCAGGGGGGUUAACUAAUCUUUCCCGGGCGCCCGCCUGCAAUCUUGCAGCUUGGGGCUCGAAAAGAUCAGGGAAUACGGCAUUCGCCACUAAUGUGGGCGUGAAACAGCAAGGUUACUUGUACCAUUCACCAAUCAUCCGUGGCAUCCCAACGGAUCUAAAGAAGAAGGCUAUGAAGGCGGUGGCGGCGAAGCUCGUCCUAGCUGCACGGGCGGAUACCGGUCACUCAACCCCUGAUGGGUCAUAUGGCGAAGAACUCAGGGGCCAAUGUCUAGAGAGGUUAGACAAACUAACGGAACCGCCACCGAACAAGGGUCAACGAGCGCUACCGGCCCCGGAUGACAAACCUUCCCGAAAACGGGGUGGUCGACGGGCCCGUAAGGCCAAGGAGGCAACUGCAAUGACUGACCUUCGCAAAGCUCAAAACCGCAUGGUUUUCGGCAAGGAAGAGAAAGAAACGGACUACGGAAUUGGAGACUCUACUACGGGCAUGGGAAUGAUCGGCCAGACAAACGAUGGACGAAUUCGUGGAGUGCAGAUUGAUAACCGGACACGAGCAAAGCUUAGUCAAAAGCAUAAAGGCUGGGGAGGAGCUACGCCUAUUGGCGGCUCAGCUUCAUCAUUGCGCGGAUUUGGCCAAUCAGGCAACAUUGACCUUCGUGGUAAGGGUCUACGAACUUCAGGGGUAGGAUCCACUAUCGGAGGUGCAGGGACAGCCUCAUCUCUAGCAUUCACACCAGUUCAGGGACUAGAGCUUGUAGACCCCAAGGUUCAAGCUGAGCUUAAUCGCAAGCGAAAGGCGGAGGAGGACCGCUGGUUUAAGGGCGGUACCUUUACCCAAGUGGCCGGAGGCGGGACAGCUAGUAGCGCCAACGGUAGCUUCAAGGUCCCUGAACACCCCAAUAAGAAAGUCGAUACCGGUGCUGGUAAGAUGGGCCCGCCGGCGGUACCCGCUAAGAAAUAG
Molecule: messenger RNA, 1827 nt
Organism: Daldinia childiae
Lineage: Eukaryota; Fungi; Ascomycota; Sordariomycetes; Xylariales; Hypoxylaceae
Product: U4/U6 small nuclear ribonucleoprotein Prp31
Exons: 2
Coding region: 1-1827 (608 amino acids)
Biological process (GO): spliceosomal tri-snRNP complex assembly; mRNA splicing, via spliceosome
Cellular component (GO): U4 snRNP; U4/U6 x U5 tri-snRNP complex; precatalytic spliceosome
Source: RefSeq, a predicted model, not a curated record